Molecule: messenger RNA, 2708 nt
Organism: Rhizophagus irregularis DAOM 181602=DAOM 197198
Lineage: Eukaryota; Fungi; Glomeromycota; Glomeromycetes; Glomerales; Glomeraceae
Biological process (GO): chloride transmembrane transport
Cellular component (GO): cortical endoplasmic reticulum
Molecular function (GO): protein dimerization activity; chloride channel activity
Source: RefSeq, a predicted model, not a curated record
GAACAAAAAAAAAAAAUGGGAGAUAAUGCUCCAGGAGGACCUUCGAAAAGGCAAGAUGUAAAAGUCCCAAUUAAUGAAGAGAGAUCCUUUACGGGACAAUCAACUAGAUUUGAUAAUGUAAAACCGAAGAAAGUUGCUUUGGACUAUGAAGAUGAAUUGAUAAAAAUACAGAUUGAUAGGAAAGAAGUGGAUGCUAAUAGAGAAUUACUUCUAGAUCAGCGGGAUGUUGGCCUUUAUAAUGACAUUCGCAAAUACAUUGAAGAACAUCCUCGUGCUUCUCUAGUUGAAAUAAUAGAAAACUUUGAAAAGUAUCCAACUAGCGAUGCAAUUGCUAAAGUUAUGAAAGAUUAUGGUUAUCCUGAUUACAUAAUAAAGUAUAAAAAAGAUGAUAAAAUGAAGCUUAAACGUGAUAAUUUUGAACGUUUGCUUUUACAUUCCGGAUUAAUUCUCGAAGAAGAGGAGGAUCCAAUUCUUGAAUGUAUUUACAUAAAAGUUUUCACACCAUUCGAAAAGUUAUGCGAACAAGCAAAAAUUAUUAAACUUAAAAUGCGCUUAAAUCCUCGUGAAUUACCAAAAAUCGAAUCAGAUCCACGUAGAGGUUUCUUUCAUCCAAUAACAAAGUAUUUUGUAUAUAAAGUAAAUUUCAACAAACAAUCUGCUGUUUUCAAAAGAGGCCCUUUAAGAGAAUUUGAAGGUGCAAGCCCUGACAAAUCAAUUGGCGACAUUGUUUUAAACUUCUUUCCUACUUCAAGGAGAAUCUUGAUGACUCAUCGUAUACUUAUUACUGCAAAUCAGAUUAGCAGGAAAACAAAAGAUGAUGAUGGGAAGCCACUUAUUGUUAAAAAGACCAUUAAAUCAUUAGCCAUAAAAAAAUUGGUUGACGAUGGAAUUUUUAUGGAUUAUUAUCCACUUCACGAUGGUUCACCUAUUGUUACUAAUAAUCUGCCUUUGGAGCAAAUGAAUUUGAGAGCUCAAUUAAUUAAAUUAUGGAUUCCUCCCGGAGGGGGACAACCUUUAGAUAAAAUCAGAUUAUAUUUUGGAGAAAAAGUGGCUUUAUAUUUUGCCUGGUUAGGUUUUUAUACUUCAUGGUUAUCUAUAGCUUCUGUCGUGGGAACAAUCGUUGUAAUAUAUGGAUUAUUGGAAUAUCAUGUAUUUCAUUCGGGAAAAGAAAAUGACUUUUCUAUAAUAUGGGAUAAUGCACUUACAGCUCCUUUUGCGUUUUUCAUGGCUGUAUGGUCCACAUGUUUCUUGGAGACUUGGAAACGGUACAAUGCCUCAAUCGCAUAUGACUGGGAUGUGUCGGAUUAUGAGAGAGAAGAAUUACCAAGACCAGAAUUUUAUGGGACUGAUACAAAAAAAUCGCCAAUUACGCUGAAAAAAGAAAUCCAUUUUCCAUACAGGGAGAGAGUUAAAAAGUUAGUGAUCUCCGGAUUUGUUGUUUCUAUCAGUGUUUUGAUAGUUAUCGUAUCGGUUACAAUUUUGUUGCUUGCACCUAAACUUUGGAUCAAGCUUGGAUCGUAUACAUCUUGGAUUACUGCUGCUGCCAAUUUAGUAAUAAUGUUUUUUAUGAGUAUGCUUUAUACAUAUGUUGCAGGUUGGUUGACAAAUUUCGAGAAUCAACGAACGAAUACUAGUUAUGAAGAUUCCUUGAUUAUAAAAACUUAUUUUUUUGAUUUUGUGAAUUCUUACACUGGUAUAAUCUAUAUUUUAGUUUUUAAAGAAAGGUUCAUUAAAAAUAUCAUCAAUCAAAAAGGGAUUACAGGAUGUGAUUAUAGCAGUUGUAUGUUGGAUCUUACAAUUCAACUUUCAGUUAUUUUCGUGGGUAAACAAUUUUUUGGGCAAUUUAAUGAAAUCAUUUGGCCAUGGCUGAGAAGUGUGUUGUAUAAAGACUCACUGCGAGAUGAAUUUCUUGCAAUGGAGGCGAAGUAUAAAGAUAAUGUUGGUGUAACACGUACUGAAGAACCUCAAUGGUCGAAAGAUGGUAAAUUAUAUAGUGCUUGCGGGUACGAAAGAAGCGAUAUCGAAGAAAUGGUUGUUCAAUUUGGAUUUAUAUCAUUAUUUGGAAUAGCGUUUCCUCUAGUUCCUCUUCUCGCAUGGGUAAAUAAUAUUCUUGAAAUUAGAUUUGAUGCAAUAAAGUUUUUAACUUCAUUACAAAGACCAAUUGGGUUGCAAGCACAAGACAUAGGAAUGUUUGAAAAUAUAUUAGGUUUUGUAUCAAUAUUAUCAGUGUUAUCAAAUGCCCUGGUAAUAGCAUUUCAUUCAACAUGGAUGAGGAAUAAGUUCAUAAAAAUGUAUGGAGAAGAUGAAAAUCAAAUAUUGGUUGCUAGAUUAGUUUUUAUUCUUCUUUUUGAGAAUCUUGUAUUUUUUGUAAAAUUAGUAUUUGCGUAUUUGAUACCAGAUUUACCAAAAGAAAUUAAAAUUGCGAUGGAUAGAGAACAGUAUCUCUCUAAAUUGGCAUUAGAAGGCGAACAACCCGCUUUAGAUGAGUACUUAUCUCCAAGUAAGGAUGAUUCUAGUAUAUUUGAAGAUGGUGAAAUAAAAUUACCUCAAAUACGUAGAAUAGCUGAAGAAAAUGUUUGACCAGCAAACAAUUAAUGUAUGUUAGAAAAAGUAUAGAGAUCCCAUAGUUGACGUAUUUUUCUUUAUAAAAUUUACGAAAAAAUUAUUUGCCCGAAACUUGUAAAUAAAAACGUUACACGUAUAAUCGC